CGGCCACCUGAAGCGGCAGUAGCGGUAAACUGAAGUGGCUUAUUGACCUGACUGAUUGGCUGGAGGGCGUCCUCCUCGAUCAGACACCGCUACCGCAAACAACAGCAUCAACAGCAGAAGCAACAGGGAGACCGACAAAUCCUUUCUCUUGCUUGCCAUUUGAUGCUGUUAAUGCCGCCACCAUCGCUGCCGCUAGCCGAACCUUUCUCCUGGCGUCGACAGCCAGCCAGGCGGCUGGCCAACGCCGAGUGUUCUCGUUGGAACAGCAGCAGCAGCAGCAGCAGCAGCACUUGCCGCUCCUGCUGAUGCUGCUACUAGUGUUGGUCUAUGGCGAUGCUGCCAGCGUUCUCCUGCGUCGCGACCACUACCGCCGCCAGUCGGACGGGAACGCCACUAACCAAACUCAUCGUAGCCGUCGUGCUUGUCAUACUUCUAGCAGCUGCUAUCAUUGUUGCAGAAAGGAGGGCAGCUGGGAGGGAGGCUGGGAAGAAGGCAGACUGCUCGAUCCGUUCCAUCUAGAAGCCAGCAGUAGCAACGCCGGCGGCGGCAGCACUAGCGGCGUACCGAUAGCGUCACUACCGCUACUAGACGAUCGCCCCUCUAUUCAACGUCGGCCACAACGCUGCCACCAUCAGCGUUAACAACAACAAAAACAGCAACGACACAAUCAACUGCUCUUGCCGCAGCAACAGCAGCAGCAGCAGCAGCAGCACAAGUAAGCAUAUGGUAGUGAUUGUUGUCGUCGCGGUGAACAUGGAGGGGUGCUGUGCCGAUAGAACUUACGGAGUACUUGCUACCAAUAAUAGCCUAGACUAGUCAGUGAUACCGUGUCGACUAGAUGGCGACUGGAUAUUAAUAGGUCCGUUCUGGCUGAUUAAUAACCACUGGAUUACUACGAUAAUAUAACAAAGACAGCAGCAGCUAGUACUAGUGCUGGGUACUAGAACAACUGCGAUAAGUGCGCUACGUCGAGUGCACUGCUGGACCCGUCAGUUUAUUUUGCAGUAACGUUUUGGGUAAGGCGAGUUUAGCAGCGCGCCGCCUGCUCCUGGCUGUAGUCCGUCCAUCUCUUCGCGUAUGGAACGGAGUCGUAAUCUCACCAACAUGUUUCCGUCUACCUAGGUAACACCUAUGGAGUCGCCAGCGCCACGGAUGCUGCCUCUGCGGCAUGCAGUAGAAAGCUCAAUGUCACUCUCUAGCUGACCCCCAAAGCAUCCGGGAGAAGCAGCAUUGCUACAGUGACUGUAACUACAACACUAGUCGAAAUUCGCAGAUUUUACCGGCGUGCCCGAUAGCGAAGAUCCCACAUAACCGCGCCAUAUAUAUAUAUAUAUAUAUACGUUACAGAUAACAGCCUGACAAAAUUACAUUGCUGUCUCAACACCAUGGCUAAAGUUCGUCAUAUGCCUGCGGCGUUCGCCAACCAAACAAACGGUCAGGCGACGCCUACUAAUUCGUCUCCGAAUGGAAGCUCAACUUCAUCAACGACAUCAAACGGCGCUCAGAAACCAUCGCUACAUCCAGGGCAGCUCUUCAAAAUACCGAAGAUUUCAGCCGCUUCGCCAACGCAGACAUCGAACGGAAACGGAAAUCUCAGUUUUGAGGACGUCCUCGGUAGCGGUGAUACUGUUAUGAGGUCACCGAAGCACAAGUCGCACCGAAGUUCGGACAGUUCAGGAUCGGGUUACCGCACGCCGAAAAAGGACGACCGAUCAUCAUUACAGUUGUCAUCUCCGUCGACGUCAGCAUCCGCCCCGGUUCGGGGUGACAAGGACAACAAGAGCGUUUCUAGUCAAAGCCAACAGCAACCACAACAACAACAACAACAACAACAACAACAACAGCAGCAACAGCAGCAGCAGCAGCAACAAGCCUCAGUGGAGUUGUCGUUUGCAGGCAGUCGACCAUCCAGAGACGCGGAUCGACCGGCCGGCGGCCGGCAGGAAGACUGUAGUCAUCGGAACAGUCACCGACGCGAAGAAAGGAGUCGUGAUCGAGGCGAUAGGGACAAAAGCCUCAAGGAUAUCGGCAGCGAUCGUGACAAGAAUCGCGAUAGGGACCGCGACAGACAACAGCGGGACAGAAACCGAGAGACUCGCUGUGAAAAGGAGCGAAAAGUAGGGGGAGGAGGAGGAGGAGCAGGAGGAGAAUGUGGAGGAGGAGGGGGAGAUUAUCAUCGGGAUCGGGAGAGGGAACGGACCCGUGAGAGGGACCGAGAUCGUGACCGAAGUAGAGAUCGCGUCGAGCGCAAAGAAAACCGUGAGAAAAGUAGCAAAUCAGGUGUGGCACCAAGUGGAGGCGGCGACAAGGGUGAAAGAGAAAGGGAUAACAAUAAGGAAUACCGGGACCGCGGCAAGGAACGGCGUCGAGAAAAGGAGGUGACGACGCCGCCGGCAGCAACAGGAGGAACAAGCAUAAUACCACCUAUAAUUGUAGCUAGCCGUGCUACGAGUGACAGUAGUGGGGGCAGUUAUGUUGAAAAUGAGGACUCGAUAAAGACAGAUCGUGUUAACGGACGAACGUCGGCUCAAAGUGAUGACGAGCGACUCCAAGAGAAACUUGGCGAAAGACGAUGUGAUGUUGCAGACAAGGCGAAACAUAUUACGCGCGAGGAAGCUGUCCACACGGAGGAACUAGUCGCCAUACUGCAACGUGAACAACAGCGUCGAAAGGAGAAAGAGGAGCUUCGCGAACGGCGGCGUGAAGAUGAGCGACAAUGGGAGUCCACCAACGAGAAAGAGGCCAAAGAGAAGACCUGGCAAGAAGCCAAGACGGCGUCACCAUCUAGCACGGUUCCGUUCUCAGAAAUUAAAGUCGAACCUAUCAAGGAAAAAUACAAUGAGCCUACGUCCUCAACAAUGAGACCAGCGAAAGUGCCGAAAUUAGACGUCCCUAGUCCCCGAGCGUCGACUCCCAGUCCUGUGCUUCCACCAAGUAUACCCGGUUUGACGAUCACCCCUUUAGCCCCAACGCCCCAACCCGCGUUUCAGACGUCAGUGUCGUCGUCACCUGAUCUUCAGAAACUGCUUAAGACACUCGGAACUAAUAUUAUACCAAUUACCGAAAAGAGCAAAUCACCUACAAGUGGCCUUACAAUUCAACCCAUUUCAGCACCGGCCGUAGCCCCACAACCACCUGCCCCUGUUGCAUUACCCCCAACUCCACCAAAAGCAACACUGCCUGCUGUCCCCGUGUCGGCGUCAACUCCGAAAGUUCAGCAAGGUCCCGACGCCAAUAUGUUUUUCAAAAAGCUGCCCUCCCCUAUGGAGAUCAAUAACGCACAGUUGAAGCAGCCAAAUGGGGCUGGCUUCUUUAAGUUGCCUCCUGGCACGACAAAGUACAUCGCUGAGAACAAACAGCGCCGGCUCGCCCCCCCAACAACCCUUCCAGCAGCAGCAGCGCCGCCGCCGCCGCUACCACCACAACUAUCCGCAAAAGGAUCCUCGCUGCCUGGGGUAGCUAAUGCAGGCAACUUCGACACAGCACUAGCCAUGGCGGCUAUGCUGCAAAGCGCUAUUUUGCACAAAAUGAAAGAACCUUUGAACGGGCUCACCCUCAGUGAUCUCUUCAAAAAUGGCCUCGUUUCGCAGACCGCUAGUGAGAAAGCGCUCCAGCAGAAGCAACAGCAGGCUCUUCAUCAGCAACAGCAGGUACAGCUGCUGUUGCAGCAGCAAGCACAACAACUCUUGCAGCAACAGGCUGCGCAACAGCAGCAACAACUUCAGCAGCAACAAAAGAAAUUCAAACAACAGCAACAGAUUGCAGAUGCGAAAAAGGUUGACGAAACAAAAGUACUUCAGGAACUCAAGCGUAAAAUGGAACAGGCUGCCAUGUUGGAAAUCAAGAAGAAGUGUUUGCAGCCGUCAGCGUCUGUUGUACCAGCCUCUACAACAGUCGCUUCUACUAUAAUUUCACCCCCACUGUUGCCUGUUCAAACCUUGGCGUCUCCAGCUGCAACAACUGGCAUAGGGACUCAAGAUUGGACUUCCUUAGAUUUAAUGGUCCUCACGGAACGUAUGAAACGAGCAAUACCUGGACCAGAUCACAUGCAAUUUGGAAAAAUGGAGGGCCGCCUCGACUGGAGCCAAAUCGCCUUCGCAAAGUACUCACCUGCGGACUGCCGUACGAAAUGGAGCGAGUUGAGUCGAAAGGUACGCCAGUUCCGUACGUUGUCCGAACUACUGGCAGACACACAGGAGUUAAUCAAGACAUCGGCCCCUGGAGUUUUAACCGUUGCCCCAGGCGGCCCAAGUAGAGAGCGUGAGCCACGAAAGCCGGCCAAACAUCCGGAGUUGCCAAAGAAGCCGUUAACACCUUACAUAAGGCAGCUGUGGAACAUGAGGAACGGGCGCCGACGUACGCCUACUUCAACAGUGGCGGCCAGCGUCUCGUCUUCUACCGCAGCAACCGUGUCGUCUGCGCCUGAUGCUAGUGGGGUCAUUACCAUUAAUCUGCCUUUGCCAGCUGCACCAGAGACGUACCUGGUGGACAAACUGAAGGUGGUUAAGGAACGAUACCCGGACCUUAGUCACACUGAAGCCUCAAAACAGAUUACGGACAAGUGGCACACGCUCAGUGAGACCAAAAAACAACUACUCAAAACUCAGUUCGACCUCGAUAUGGUGGACUACCAGAAAAAAUUGGAGAAGUUCUUCCGCAACUAUCCGGACGCCAAUCCAAGCAAAAGUGGAAGUUUGGCCGCAGCAAUGGCCGCUGUAACGGCGGCGGCAGCAGCACCUGCUCCUGUUGGCAGGCCUAAAACUCCAACGAAAUCCGAGCCAAAGGAGCAAGAACCAGUGAAAACGCUUCCAUCUAUGGAUCUUAAAACGUUGGAAGAUCGAAUUCUUAAGCAUGUUAGAGCCACUUUGGAAAAGUUGGCUGCAUCAAGCGCACCACUUGCAGAAAAACCACCGAAUAAUGGAUAUGCCCUAUUCGCUAAAAUUUGCCAGGUCGAUCUGGAAUCAUCGAAUCUCACCUUUAAAGAAAUGAUGUCAGAAAUGAUGAAACGAUGGCAAUUGUUAACGAAAGAUCAUCGAAAACAGCUCAGUGAAUCGGCCAAAGCGAUAAAGGUGGCGCAUGAUGAAAAAUUUGGCCAUCUUAACCAUAACAAGGUCCAUCUCGAUAAAGAUGGCAAGGUCAUAGUGAGUGCUAUGCCCAUCGAGAGCAAAAAGCCGAAAAAAACUAUCCAGACUAUCCCAGUACCGAUAGAGAAGCCACCUGUUGAAAAGGGAGAUUUUGCCAACGACGAGAUCACCCCGCUGGAGCUGUACAAGAAGGAAAAAUUCGCCCGCCUUAAGGAGGAUUAUCCUGUAAAGCCGGACCAUGAGUUGUAUCGUGUUUUGACAAAGCAAUACAUGGAUUUGGGUCAUGAGGACCGUCUCGUGUGGCGUGAACGAGCUAAGAUGGUCAAUGAAGAGCGUCGAGUGAAAGAGAACUUAAAAAACAAGGAACAGGAAGCGAAAGAAAGGACCAAGAAGCCACAAAGGAUACCCAAACGAAAGCCCCUACCUGGAGAACCCAAAAGGCCCCCAAUGAGCGGGUAUUCGGUAUUCACGAAUGAAGUAAUGCAGCGCCUACGUGAUACAAAACAACCGAAAGUCCUAAUUAGCGUCGUGGCAAAGCAGUGGACGGCGCUUCCAAUUGAGCAAAAGUCUGAGUAUAAAGCUAAAGCGGCCGAGUUGAAUAAAGCCUACAAAGAAGAAGUGGCAAACUUCCUCAAAACGCUAGGUCCUGAUCAGGUGGCAGACUACAAAGCGCAUCUAGAAGCCACAAACAAGCGAAGAGGUCGCCGCAACCAGGAACGAUCCGAUCGUCGUGGGCUGUCAGAGGAUAGCGAGGAUGUCGAAGAUGAAGUCGUGCUCAGCCGCGAUGCCGAUGAGGAAUCUCAAUCCGAGAGCGAAGUCGAGCUCCGACAUUCGAGUGCGGCAGAUUGCACAUCGUCAGAGAACGAAGACGACGAGCAACUGCAACCUGAACCAACAUCAAUUUCGGUGGGAGCAGCAGCGUCCCCAGCGACGCCGGCAUCAGACGGCAGCGGUGAUCAUUCGAAGAAACGACGUCCGGCUACCGACGAAUCGUCCUCUGACGAGGACGAGGGCGAGACAGCAGCUGCUACGCCUCAACCGCCAAUGAUUCCAAUGCCGAGCUUAGACACAGUUGAAAGCCUAACAAAAGAAACUACGAUCGAGAUAAAGGAUAGCAGUAGCUCAUCGGAUGACGACGCCAGCACCGAAGGAGGCGCUAGUGAGGAUGAAGACGAUACCAGCGACGAAGAUGAUGAGGAGGACAGUGACGAGGCCGAAGGCGAAGGCGAAGGAGAAGCGGGCGCCGACGCCGAAGAUGGCAAAGAGGUCGAAGCAGAUGAAAAUGGCGACAGUAAUAACCGUGAUGCUGAUCGAAACGAUAAUGACGACAAUCAAGAUCAUCCUGACGCUGGUAACAACAACAGUAGCAAUAAAAAUGAAGACGAGGAAAAUGGAGACGACGACGACACCGACGACUCAAGCGACGAUGAUGACUCGUCGAGUGACGACUCCACCUGAGUUCAGAGCAAAUAGCAGUUGUUAAGUAUUAUUGAAACUUCUACCAUGUAAAGCUAUUUAGUACGUAUCGCUACGAUGAACGCACAGAACAGCACGUGUGUCACUGCUCGGGCUGCUAUGGAUUGUGGACCGUGGCUGUACGUUGAUUAGGCACAUAGAGAAAACCGGUUCCAACGGCCUUACAUUUCAUAAACUAUGUAAAGCCGUUGCUCCGGAUUGUGUACAACCAUUACUACGACAUUAUUCGGUUGUUAUCGUUGUUGUUGUUGAAAAAUACGUGUAUUUGUUCGGCGAAGCCUACGAUUUAUCGUUUAACUGCUACCAGGCUGCUUACUGCGAUUACUGAACUGAUCAGUUAAUGUUAUAUGAUUGUUGAUCUAUAGUAUUGUUAAGCUGAGCGUCAACUAGCGCGAUAAGAUUAUUAUUAUAGUAGACGUUAAAAUGAUUAGCACAUGGCACAGGCGUUCGAAUACAUCAGGUGAAUGAAUGAUGGAUACAUUAUGGGAAUAACAGGCUACGACGCUUAAUCCCGCUAGAUUUGACUUGAUCCUGACGUUCGAAGAACCUACUGUUAUUAUUAUUAUUAGCUGACUGUCGCAGCCGGAGUCGCAACUUGCCGGCAACUCAGUCAUAAGAACCUACGAUAUGUGCGCAAUUAGAAUGGACAUGGCUCGAUAUGAUAGGGAUCGUAUCACCACUAACUUCAGGUCGACUUAUCAUUGAUUUUCCAGUUUUUUUCCCCAAUAUCUCCGAAUUUAUUUAUAUCGACUAAACAAUAGGUGUAUCGCCCAGACUCCAUGCACAUGUGAUAGCAAACUGUAGACGCCUGUGGAAGCGUUAUCGCGAUUGGCGAAGUGUAAAUACGCUAACAUAUGUUUAGAAUGUAAGACGAGGUACGGGUAGUGAAUGCGGUGAGGUCAAAAUACGUAAAAUACCCUAGUCUACUCGAGAGCUGUUGCCGUAAUUAAAGGUGACGCGUAAUGCUUAACAGCGGAGAACGGGUAAUGGGCUAAGCCUCAUUGUUGUCUAUUGAAUGAGGCUCCUAUUAUAUUUCUCAACCCCCAAAACUAUUCCGAGUGCUCAACGAAUUAUGUCAGUCAAGAGUAUGGAAAAAUAAGAGGCAAUGUUGGCUCUUAAGUGCUUAUAUUACCCUAUAAUUUGCCUCAGUUGUGUUGUGUAGUACUUAUAAGCGGUGCGCAGUCACCUUCCAGUAGCCCCCGGUGGGCCCAGUUGAGUUUCUAGAUUUUUUCAUUUUGUUAUAUAUUUUCUGUGCGCGAAAGAGAGAGAGACCCUAUUAGAGUCGAUGGUGAUUCGUGUUCACUUACAUAUACAGUGUCAACUGUAUUUGAAACAAAUAAAAAGAAGCGUGUUAUUACUAUGUUACAAACAUAUCGAGUUAAAUGGAAUCUUUAAUUUACCGUACGUACAUGCAUAUGUCUCGCUCAGAUUUAAUUGUAAAAAUGUGGAAAUAAAGUCAAAAUUACCUAUAACUCGUUCAUAAAAAUCAUAUAAUGACGAUUUUUAUGAAAAUCCGCUAUUUGCUUCACUGUGCAAAUAUAUUAGUUCGGUUUUAUUCUCUAUUCGUAUCGCUUGUUUAAUGUUUUGCUAAUAACAAGCAGCAGAUGGUACUUUGUGUGAGGCCGUGGCCUUUGGACUACCUCAGUGAUUCAUCCGAUUCCUCAAAUAGCGUAUGCAGAGCUUCUGGUUGGUUAAGAAAAAAACGUGCGUGCACUCCGAUGCAGGAAGCUCUGAACGUCACCUCUGAAAAGGCUUGAGUCUUGUCAUCAUCAAGCCAUGGCAGGGCUACGGUUCCCGCAGACUCUUUCGCGUAGACCUCAAAGCUACCCUUGUCCGGCAAAUUCAUCGGUCUCUCCGAAAAUUAGGAAAGGGCUACAUCUUUCAUACAAAAGUGUGGUUUGAGCUUUUUCAACAAUUUCAAAUUACUCCAUCUUUGUGAAAAAAAUUUAAGAAUACGUAGUCUCUAGUAGAGAUACGCUGUCUACUUCGAUUAAUCUUCUCUCCGAACGUUUUUCCUUCGUGUUGUGGUCAAGUAGAUAAAAUUCCAGUGAAAUUACAAAAUACAACUAAAACAUAUACCCCAGCCACAACGUGAAUUGCUAAAAACGUAGAAAUUUCUAGGCGUAUCCCUCACAUUAUUGACUAAGACCAACGCUAUUAGAUGCUUUUAUUCGUUUAGUCCACGCAAAUUCUAUCAAUCGCUAGCGAUCGCAGGCCUACGGUUUGUUUAAACGGAAAAUCGACAAUACGUCAAAGGAAACUCUCUGAGCAUGAAUAUGUACUAAGCUGGCAUAUAGACGGCCAUCCUCAACCCCAUACGAUAUCCAAACAAAAGGGCAUACAAUCUUAUA
Varroa destructor (honeybee mite) is the source of this 8911-nucleotide messenger RNA. RefSeq lists its product as uncharacterized. NCBI's taxonomy places the organism in Eukaryota, Metazoa, Arthropoda, Arachnida, Mesostigmata, Varroidae. The record is from RefSeq and is a predicted model, not a curated record.